Molecule: messenger RNA, 6793 nt
Organism: Dinoponera quadriceps
Lineage: Eukaryota; Metazoa; Arthropoda; Insecta; Hymenoptera; Formicidae
Product: ski oncogene
Exons: 3
Coding region: 946-3138 (730 amino acids)
Biological process (GO): negative regulation of BMP signaling pathway
Cellular component (GO): nucleus
Molecular function (GO): DNA-binding transcription factor activity, RNA polymerase II-specific; SMAD binding; RNA polymerase II cis-regulatory region sequence-specific DNA binding
Source: RefSeq, a predicted model, not a curated record
AGGAGCAGCAGAGAGGAAGGAGGGAGUCCACGACGGAGGGAACUCGCGAGGAGGAGGCUCUCUCGUCCGAAGCUAACGGAGGACGGCGCUUCUGCGUGCGAUCUCCGCGUAACGCGCUUCUCUGCCGCGAAAGCGCGAGAGAGGGAGAGUGAGGGACACGGACAAAGAGAAAGACAGAGAGGGGAGGGAGAGAGAGAGAGAAGGAGACAACGAACGGCUUUAUCAUGUACGUGGAAGUGGCGUCGCGACGGAUCGCGGCUCGCGCUGGUAGUAGCAUCGUUGUCUUCCUCGGCGGCGAAUAAUGCAGCAACGGCGGGAGGGGCGAACGUAGGGAGGAAGGAAGGACGCGACGAACGGGUUAUAGCGUGUAUAACUCGGUCUCUCGUGCUGGACGGGAGCGGAGCGAGCGAACGUGCGACGGAGAGAGAGAGAGAGAGGAAGAGAGACAGUGAGGAGGAGCGAGGGAGAGAGCGAGCGAGGAGGGUCUCUUAGCGCGCGGGUUAGAAACCCCGCUCGGCGAGAGAGAGAGAGAGAGAGAUGGGCAUGUCUGUGGACUCGGCGCGUCGAUUCGCGAGCGAGGAACGUGGAGCCCGCGCUACGAUGAAGACGAAGAAGACUGUGACAAGAUGCUGGGCCCGAGUGUCGUGGAAGUGGGAUCGCGAAGCGUGCCAGUUGUUGUUCUAGUGGAUAUCCCCCCGCUGCGCUACUUCGGUGUCCGCGACAUAAAUAAAGGAACUCGCUCGGUUGACAGUUUGAAAGAUAAUACGAUAUCGAAUCGUGUAACGCGAUAUACGAGACUCGCGUCGGUCGGUCGUUCGCGAGAGAACAUACGGUUUAGCAGUCGAGCGGUGCCAGCGGUGGUCCGUACGCUUUUUGAUACUCUUCCCCCGGCUCACUCGUCCGCGCGCGCGGCGGACACUCGCGGAGGGCACGCACGCGGGAAUAAUGGAGACACUAUUGCCCGGCAACACCACUACCACCAGUCAGUCGUACAGUCCGCAGUUGAAGACGGUGUUGAAGACCUAUCAGCUGUCGGCGGUGAAGAGCCUGCAGGGUCCCAACUCGGCCCUCCUGGGCAUGGACUGUAAGGGCCUGCUGCAAGAACAGUCGGCGACAUCGUGCUUCUCACCGGCCGCCAGCCGUCCGGCGGCGAACUGCGGCUUGGACUCGCCGCCGUCGGAGCCGAGCGCGAAGGACGUCGCGAUCGAGAAGGACCGCGAGACCUCGCCGACGACGGCCGUGAAGGCGCGCCAGCCGUUGACCGACUCGGACGAGGACUUCCCGGCGAACCCGGUGGACCGUCCGAAGGGCGAGAAGCGCGAGCACGAGUUCCAACGGCCGAUACUCACCGCCCCCGACCAGAGCUGCUCCGAGAGGAGCGAGACCCUGCUGGAGGGCGAGAGGAUCUCCUGCUUCGAGGUGGGCGGCGAGAGGAGGUUAUGUUUGCCGCAGAUACUCAACACGGUGCUGCAGGACUUCUCGCUGCAGCAGAUCAACCAGGUGUGCGACGAGCUGCAGAUCUACUGCUCGCGAUGCACCAGGGACCAGCUGGAGGAGCUGAAGCAGUCCGGCAUCCUGCCGCGCAACGCACCAUCCUGCGGCCUCAUCACCCAGACCGACGCGGAGAGGCUCGUUAGUGCUUUGCUCUCACGGACAGAACCCUGCGAUCCGUCGCAGAUCGCCCAGACCCAGGAGGGCCUCGACAAGAAGGCGUGCGGCAAGAGUGAGGACGACGAGGAACCUAUCGUUAAAUUCAAAGUGUACCACGAGUGCUUCGGCAAGUGUAAGGGCAUCUUCGACGCGGACCUGUUCGAGACGGACGACUCGGUGUGCAUCGAGUGUCUGGAGUGCGGUUACUCGUUCUCGCCCCAGCGCUUCGUCAGGCACGCUCACCGUUCCCUGGAGAACCGCACCUGCCACUGGGGCUUCGACUCGGCCAACUGGCGCUCGUACUUGUUACUGUCGCGCGAUCAACAGCACUACUACAAGUCGCUCAUCCUUUUUCGCGAACUCAAGGAGGGCACUCUCGCGUUAAACCCCAAGCGAAAACUGAAGCUGCGACACGAGCACGAGAAAUUGGCGAAACGCACGAAGAAGGACGAGUGUUCCGGGAUCUACAAUGGCAACGGACUGGGGAUGUAUCAUCCGGUCUCCCAAAUGGCCAGCGCGGCCGACCCGUACCUGCAGAUGCAUUGGGCGGUCUUCGAGCUCGCCACUCGGGGCGCGUCCGCCUUUCGCCCUUGGAGUGCUACCGGCAAUUGCAAGCACAGGGACAACUCAUCGUUGGUGCCUGCAUACCUCAGCCGAGGGCCGCCGGUGCUGCAGCAUCCCGAGCGAGUCAUCCCGUUGUCGGAGUGCGAACGCUUCGAGCCGCACUUCCAGCCUAACGUGGCGCUGGCGCCCAUACCGGCGCCCACGAUGGCCCAGAUAUCGCCGUCGGCCGCCGUUCACCAGCAGCAGCGACGGCACCAUCACGAGCACCAGCGCCGUCACGGUCACCGCUCCUCGAGUCCGGACGAGAAGCAGGAGCUACUGUCCGCCAAUGUCAAGUUGGAGAAGACGUCGCCGGAUCAAGCGACCGCCACUGCCGCCGUCGUCGGCGGUUCCUACCCCCUGUACUACAUGUCGGAGGACGAUCAGAAGGACCCACCGACCGCGGCGAAGGACAAGAAGGAAGAAAAGGAGGGCGAGGAGGAGGAGAGCAGCGCGGCGGUGACGUCGUCCACGGUGAACGUCGAGCCUCCGCCGGGCGCGGGCGAGGUCGGCACCUCGUCUCCCGAGAGCGACUCCGACUCGGACGUCAACAACGCGGCGGCGGACCUCGAGGAACGGCUGAUGGCGUUGGACGUGCCGCAGGACGUGCUGGAGCUGGCGCGUCGCGUCGUCCUGGAGAACGCCCAGCUGCGCCGCCAUCGACGCUCGGACGCGCGCGAAAUAUCGAGGCUGCGCGGCCAGUUGCAGCAGAAGCAGCAGCUGCUCCAGAACGCCGACGAGCCGAAGGAAGACGCGACGACGGCGCGCGCCGGCGCCGCGGCCGACAGCACCGAGGGCAGUGAGGAGGCCGACGCGAGUUUACCAUCAAACAUUAAGGAGUCCGAGCCCGCCGUUCUGACGGCUAACAACGAGUCGGAACAGUGAUUAGGAUACGCGCAAGUUAUUUAACGCUCAGCAAUCGCCGCCCUUAGCAGCGACUACCGCGAGUACUACGCUCAUCUCUGUCGGCCGAAUAAACGUGCACUGAAUUUAGUACGUUAGGUAUGUUACGGGACGCGGCACUUAAAACGACCGCGAUUAUUCGACCGUUUCACGACGACUCCAGAAAUUUGCGCGUCGUGUGAAAAGUUGCGAAGGUGUGUGCAACUUGCUCGGUGCUCGUCUCGUGAAUUCACGCGUUGUUCGUUGAAUCGUUUUCUUUCUCAAUCUGCUUGUUUAAUCCUCCGUUAAUCGCAAUAUUCUUCACCCAUAAGUGCUUCACCCUAUGUAUCUCACAGGCCGGUAUUCUCAUAGUCGGAUCUUAUGUUUAAGACUUAUGUUUAAGACGUAUUGAGUUCACCUUCAGAUGCUGCACGGCUCGUUUUCACUGGCUACGAAGCAUCUGAAGAUGAACUUGAGACACGGCCUUAAAUACAAGAUCUGACUAGGAAUACCGGCCAGUAAUCUUCCCGUUAUCUUCCUCUGCUUCUUGAAGCAAUCUUUCUUUCAUUAGCACUUGGCUAAUAAACCAGACACUAAAAUACAGGAAAAAUAACGAAGAACAAAUUGACGAACAUUAGGAUGGUAUAUGUCAGAUGUUUACGAGUAACGGAAGGUUAAACGAUGCCCUGAGAUCGUGCGAGUUUUUAUUCGGAUAAUAGGAAAAUUAUGCACUGCGCAUAUGAGGGAAUAAUAAAAAAUUCCGUAGUAGAACGGCGCGUUAUACAUGAUUUGUUCUAAACUUCACGGUUAACCAGAUAUUAAUGAAAGAGUCGCGUCGGCUGGAGAUACGAUAUCACUCGAGUGACGUGCGCGGGAUAAGGGUCUUUAUCUGGUCGCCAACACAAUUACACUUUGAUUAUUACGAUCGUCUGAUUUCUGUGGAUUAAUAUUGAAAACAUAGAUCACGUUAUACGUGACUAUCGUUCGGGCUAUAGAUAGAAUUCAGUGAUGCUAAAAAGAUGGUGAUUAUCGUUUAUGGCGCCUGCGGUAAAAACAGAGCACGUAACUGUGAACUGUUUGUCACGUUUGGGGAGAGGGGUACAAGCAUGUAUCAGAAAUGCAUGAUAAUGCGCCAAAAAUCUUCAAACUAAAUUUCAACUAAAUUUCGCUGUAAUAAAAUUCGCGAAUACAAAAACGAGAUGAUAAGGAGACGACGAUCGAGCGCUGCACUUCCGGUAACUGCUCGCGGAAACCGUAUUGGUUCUCGCACGAUUCCUCGUGCGACGCGCAGUUUACAAACGCCUCGAGGUGGUCGUCUUGAGUGCCUCACCCCGUGUAACGACAUUACGAUUCUAAACGAAACGAAAAACUUGUUUAGGUUUAUGUGAUACGCGACGAGCCUUUAAACGUUAUCGCAAUUAAUUCGGAAUUUUUAUGAUAAGUCCACGUGCUGUCCAACUCAAAAAAAAAAAGAAAGAAAACAUCGAGCUAAGUAGGGUCUUCGCGUGCGCGCGCCUCGUGCUCCCAUCGCGAAAUUCAAGCCGACCGUUGUCGGCCGUUGUCAGCGUAGAUAACUCGCCUUCCACGCUCCAAGACGACGGUCUCUUCUGUCAACUACGCGUGGUAUGUCCACUUCCUGUUUGCAUUUCGUCGUAGCGGAUAACGAGAAAGAGAUCCGCCCCGGGUCGCUCGGCAAAUGAAUUUCGGGUUGUCGAUUUGGGUAGGUUGGACGGUCGCGGGAACGAACCGUGUGUUGUCCUGUCGAAGUCUCCCAGUCUCGUCGGUGACAUUAGCGGAUUAGAAGAAGGGUGAUACUCCCGAUGGGAGACGUGGUAAACCGAUGUGCCACGAGUUGGAUAGUCACGUCAGGUAUGCUUGUAUCAGUCGAUUUUGUCGAUGAAAAUCGGCCGAUAUAGAUAUUGUACAUAUAUAUCUGAGUGUGUGAGAGAGAGUGAGUGAGAGUGAUACAUAGAGAUUGUAUUAUAUUGAAACAGGGGAAUAGAUUUUAAGGGAUAUACCGCGCCAAUAACGAUUACAUUUAAUGGGUAUUAUAAACGGAUAUAUAUACAUUUCACGUAUAUUAAAUAUACGCGAGAUGUAAGCAAGAUUUUUACGAUCAUAAUUUUGAUCCCCGUUGCGCUGAAGAAAGAAAAUCAGCAAAUGAAUAGGGAAGAGAGAGAGAGAGAGAGAGUGUGUGUGUGGCUGCGAAUGAGUAAAUGUAGUGUGUGUAUGUAAUGUGUGUGAGAGCGAGUGAAUGAAUGAAUGAGAUUGCUUUCCAUUCAUGUCUUGUAGUCAUGAUCGCAUAAUGUAAAUAUACUGUGGCAUCAUAGGUAUGUAUGUUUAUAAUUAAUUACCACUAUCAUGACGAAAUAAUGCUGAAGUACAAAAAUCUAGAUGCUAUAUUGUUAUAUUCUCUAGGUACGCUGUAAAAGCGUAUACCUAGGUGUGUUCCAGCAGCUCGUACUACAAUUGUAACGCCCAGAACGUUAUACGCGUUCCGAAUCGCGCCGUUACGUUACGUAUCUUGUACAAUGCGUAUAUUAACGGGAUCUGCUUUUUUUAUUCGACGAAAAAAAGCUCGGUCUAAGCCUAACGACGUCAAUGAAGUGGGAAAGAAAUCGCGUACACGCCAAAAUUACUUGGUGAUUAUAUAUAUAUAUAUAUACCCAUAUAUAUAUAUAUACGUAUACAGUAGGACCAUAAUUCGAAUAAUCGUUGAUAGGAACAUGAGUUCAACUGUUCUCGCCUUUCGAAUUAUCAACGCGAUGUCGUGACCGCGUCAAAUUGUUUAAUUUAUUGAUGACAUAAGAGAAUGACGAUCCGAACAGAUCGUCGACAUUCGUAUAUAGUCAUGUUGUUUUUUUUCCCCUUUUUCCCCGAAAAAUUAAAUUUUUUCCAAAAAAAUAUAUGUGCUCUUUGCAGCAUAGCGGAUAAAAGCGAAAUGGCACGUACGUGUGGACACGUACUGUAUAUAAUUCUUGUUGAGACUACGAUGUUUUUUUUUUGUUAUUAAUAUAUGUAAUGCUUUUAACUAAAGAUUCGCAACUGGGCAACUCUUACAUCUUUAAUAUAUGCAUAUAGAUAUAUAUUUAUAUUUAUUUUGUAUAGUAUUGUUGGUACAUAUCAUUUUAGUUGUAUUUAAUAUAUGAAUGGUCCUACUGUGAGAAAAAGAAAGAGAGAGAGAGAGAGAGAGAGAGAGAGAGAGAGAGAGAGAGAAAGGAAGAAAUAUAUAUAUGCAGAGAAUUAUAUGUCUGUGCUGAUAGCGCUUUCAUAUUUGUCAACGUCGAAGAAUCAUCUAAAGAAAGAGUGCGUAAAAUUGAAGAGAAAGAGAGAGAGAGAGAGAAAAAAAAAGGAAGACCCUAUCAGCACUGUCCAUAAUCUCUGAAUAUGUCUCGAAUUUUAGCAGAGACCGAGUGUUAAAUUAUAUGUUGAAUAUAAUUAUUUUUUUUAUUGCGGAUUUUUAUUUUUAUGCGAAUUUGAGUCGAUUGUUGGGACUGACGAUACGGAAAAGCUUCAAGAUCAUUUUUCCUGCAUGAGAAUACUCCAUAAUGAAUUGUCUGUGUAUCAAAUUAUAUAUUAUACUACACACGCCACAAUAAAGGGAAAUAGAUUUUUUUUAAUAUAUUCAUACGAAGUAUAGAUAAAUAAAUAAAUAAAU